AUGAAAUUCCCCUUUUCCUUAAUGUAGAACCCAAUUCAUAAGUACCUGGUCCUGGAUUGCAUUAUUAAACAGACUUAGGUCUUGAAUUCAUAUAAUCCAAAAAUUCCUUGUUCACUUUAUAAGCUUUUUCAGGUUAACUUUUAAUAACUUUCACUUCUGAAAUAUUAUAAUUUCCAGGUCCUGGAGUUUGUUAGUUCCCAUGAAAGACAAUUCGUUAACCUUUAGGGAAAGUAGGGCCACGAGAUUUUUAUAUUUAACUUGGUUCACUAAUGAUUAAGUUUUCAUGGAAGAACUGCUAUUUAGGAAAGCGACCAGCCUUUCCAAAUGUUGAAUGUAAAUUUUUUCGUUUAGACUCUUUCAUUUAAUUUAUUAAAAUGCUACUAUAUACCUUUAUAGAUUGGGUUUUUACUAUAGGAUCUGCUAUAAUAGCAAUACUCUUAGGAUUAUAUGUCAGUGGAGCAGCUUGUCUUUUAGGAUUGCUCUUAUAUUUACUCUACCCUUUGAUAAUUGAAUUCUCUUAUAAUAUUUUAAGUGUAAAAUAGGACAUCUGCAUAAGAAAUAUGCCUGAGAUACCAAUUGUCUAUCAUGAAAAUUACAAUAUUACUGCAUGCGGUAUUGAAAAAUGGCAUCCAUUUGAUUCAUGCAAAUAUGGGAAUGUUUAUAAAUAAAUAAGGGAAAAAAUAAAAGCUUAGCAUUUUACUCCAUCAAUAUUAUCAAGAGGAACUUUUCUAUAUCUAGGCAUGAGCAGAUGGUAUUUGCUCAAAAUCUGUUAUAGUGCAUAUGCCUCAACAUUAAUUGAAUUGCCUGUAUUCUUUUUGCCUGGAGCUUUCUUGAGAUCUUGUCUUUUAGAUUCAAUGCUUCUUGCUACUAGUGGUAGUAUUUAUGCUGCCAAACUAGCUCUUGAAAAGGGUUGGGCAAUCAAUCUUAGUGGAGGAUAUCAUCAUGCCUCUCUAAAUAGUGGUGGCGGGUAUAUAUAUAAAUAUUAUUAUAUUCAAUUAGAUUCUGUAUAUAUCCUGAUAUAACUUUAGUAGUAAACUACCUUAAGAGAUGUUGCAAUUUAAGGAGAAUAUUAAUAGUAGAUUUAGAUGCUCAUUAAGGAAAUGGUUAUGAAAGGGAUUUCCUUCAUGAUUCUUCAGUUUAUAUAAUAGAUUUUUAUAAUUCUUAUAUAUAUCCUGGGGAUCAUGAAGCUGAAUAAGCAAUAGAUUGUUUUGAACAUGUUGAUAGAGAUACAACAGAUGAAUAAUAUAUAAAAAUACUUUAAAGAGAUCUUGAGAAACAUAUCAAAGAUGAUAUGGAAUUUAUUAUUUAUAAUGCUGGUACUGAUAUUAUGGCAGGAGAUCCCCUUGGAAAUUGUUGUAUAUCAGCAGCUGGAAUAUAAAGAAGAGAUGAAGUAGUAUUUAAAUGGGCUAGCCAUAAAAAAAUUCCAAUUCUUAUGUUAUUAUCAGGUGGUUAUUAAAAAGAAAAUACAUUUGCAAUUGGAGAAUCGAUAUUGUAAUUAAUUACUUGA
Molecule: messenger RNA, 1507 nt
Organism: Paramecium pentaurelia
Lineage: Eukaryota; Ciliophora; Oligohymenophorea; Peniculida; Parameciidae
Source: the annotation of a GenBank genome assembly